AUAUUUAAGGAAGUGCUAUAAAUUACUCACUCGUCCACUUGAAAUAAUUAUCUUGUCCCCUAUGUGAUAUUUAAAGAUUGUACCAAAUAAAAUUGCAAUCAUAACUUGCCUCACCUCAAACAAAAUGACUGAUACCAUCGCAAAUCGCAACAAUGUUCAUCGUGUGGACGAGACAAAUCGUGCCGAAGUUCUUGACUUCAUAAUGGAAAACUAUUGGACCUGUGAAAACUUCUCACGUGCAAUGAACUUACACAAAUCACCCGAAGCCAUUCAAGAACUGCGUCCGUUUACUAACAUGUUAAUACAACAAGGACACUCUUUGUGCUACAUGAACGGCUGCGAAAUUGCCGCUGUUGCAUUAAACGUCCUGCAAACAACUUGCAGCACACCUGAACUAUACGAAAAGUACGCUCGUAAUUGCAAGCAGCCUGGGGCAGCAGCCAUAUUAAACUUUGUGGUCGAUUUAGAACAAUACGACGAGUACAUUUUCAAACAAAUGAACAUCGAUUGUUACUUGGAAAUUAUUUGCAUAGCAACGGCAGGAAAAUUCAAAGGACGCGGUUGUGCCGGCGUGUUGAUGCAGGAGACAAUAGAACUUGCUAGGCAAUUGAAAAACAAACUCCAGACUGGCCCUGGGGCGGUGGUCGCGGAGUGCACAUCACCUAUUGCAAAAAAAUUAACGGAGAAAUUAGGUUUCUACACUGUCCUUGAUCUCCAGCCGGAGAUUGCCAAGUGGAAGGCCAAGUGUAUCGGGGAAUUGCCCUCGGAGACAAUUUUGAAACUUCAAGUGUUCAAAUUGUAAUUUACAGAUACUGUCAUUAAAUAUUUUGAAAUCCA
Messenger RNA from Dalotia coriaria, 837 nucleotides. RefSeq lists its product as uncharacterized. The transcript is spliced from 2 exons. Bases 125 to 802 code for a protein of 225 amino acids. The record is from RefSeq and is a predicted model, not a curated record. Gene Ontology annotation, molecular function: N-acetyltransferase activity. NCBI's taxonomy places the organism in Eukaryota, Metazoa, Arthropoda, Insecta, Coleoptera, Staphylinidae.